GCAAGUUGUAUCUCACUAACUCAUGUGACAUAAUCCCAUCUGUGUUUCUGCCUAGCUGAACUGAUUGAAAACAUGGAUAAGAAAGCAACCUGGGACCGCUUCUACACUGAGAGCAGCAGCAGCACAAACACCUUCAAACACUUUGAGUGGUUCUUUGGCUUCGAUGCUGUCCGGGACUUCAUUAUGCCCCUAUUGCAGACCAAGCCCCACCCAGACGGUUUGCUCCAAGUCCUGGAUAUGGGCUGUGGCACUUCUGCUUUAGGGCCCUGUAUUUACAGACACUCUCCUCUCCCGGUCCGGGUCACUUGCGCAGACAUUUCCCCCAUAGCUGUGCGACUAAUGCAGGAACACGUCCAAACCAAAGCCAUUCAACCUCACAAUCUUUCCUCUCGGCUUGAGUUCGUAGAGCUGGACUGCACACAGCUCCACAAGCACUAGGGUUGUAGCAGUGUGGACCUUAUAGUUGAUAAGGGCACCACAGACGCCUUGUUGAGGUCUACGGAAGGGAAAUGGAAGGCCAAUCAGGUGCUGAAGCAGUGUUUGAAGGUGUUGCGGAGCUCAGGGUCUCUGCUCCAGUUCUCUGAUGAAGGCCCUGAUGCCAGGCUGCUGUGGCUGGAGACGGAGGCACAGGAGCCGGGGGUGAUGGCAGCAGAUGUUGGGGUGCAGGAGGUUGGGGAGCUAAGGGGAAUGACUUACUACUGCUACCAAGUGACUCCUCGCUCUAUUGUAUAGCAACUUUCUUCAUCUGGAUGGUGGUAAUAUUAAAUGAGUAAACUACUGAACUGAUUGUAAAAAGUA
Messenger RNA from Anarrhichthys ocellatus (wolf-eel), 798 nucleotides. Its product is annotated as citrate synthase-lysine N-methyltransferase CSKMT, mitochondrial-like. The record is from RefSeq and is a predicted model, not a curated record. Lineage: Eukaryota; Metazoa; Chordata; Actinopteri; Perciformes; Anarhichadidae. The transcript has a single exon.